This is a messenger RNA of Tetrahymena thermophila SB210, 3075 nucleotides long. RefSeq names its product radial spoke head-like protein. NCBI's taxonomy places the organism in Eukaryota, Ciliophora, Oligohymenophorea, Hymenostomatida, Tetrahymenidae. The transcript has 12 exons. The record is from RefSeq and is a predicted model, not a curated record.
AUGGAUUUUAGCAUAGAAGAGCACCCGCAAAAUUUAAUUUUACCAAUCGAGCUAACAAAAAUUAUUUAUUCAGAGUAUGAUGCAGAGCUCACCAUUUUGGAUAAACCUGGACAGGUUUAUGGAAAAGCUCUUCAUGGCUAAGGUAAAAUAAAAUUCAAAAAUGGAAAUACAUAUGAAGGGGAGUUAGAUAACGGUAUGCUGCAUGGAAAAGGAAAAUUUAGAUGGGCUAAUGGAGUUAUUUAUGAAGGUUAAUUUGAAUAUAAUACAAUUAAAGGAGUUGGCACUUACUAAUGGCCAGAUACUUCUACUUACACAGGUUAGGUUUUAAAUGGAUUACGUCAUGGAUAAGGUACAUUUGUUUCGCCUGAAGGAGAAGCAGAGUAUACUGGAUCUUGGGUAGAAGGGCUAAGAAAUGGUAGUGGAACUAUUAAGUUUAAAUCAGGUGCUAUUUUUGAAGGAUAGUUUGUAAAUGGAUGUAAACAUGGUCAUGGAAGAAUGACUUAUCCUUCAGGAAAUUAUUAUGAAGGAGAGUGGAAAUAUGACAAAAAAGAUGGCUAAGGAACAAUGAUAUGGUUGAAUUCUAAAGAAAAGUAUUAUGGAUAGUGGAAAAAUAACUUAUAAAAUGGAUUUGGUGUUCAUAUAUGGCUCGAGUCAAAAGGAGAGGGGAAGUUAAUGAGAAAUAGAUACGAAGGUUAGUGGGUAGAUGGAUAGCGUCAUGGCUAUGGUGUUUUCUAUUAUGCCAAUGGCUCAAAAUAUGAAGGUGAGUGGCGCAACAAUUUAAAAGAAGGAUAUGCAAUCUUUACAGAAGACAAUGGAAACCUUAUUUAAGGCCAAUAUAAAGCUGAUCGUUUAAUAAAGCAAGAAAACAAUUUAAAAACAGAUCUGAAAGAAUAACAAUCAUAGCAUGAAAAAGAUAAAUAAAACCUUGGAGGAAUAGAUUCUCCUUCAAAGGGAAAAACAGGAAAAGAUGACAAAACAAAAUAGCCUGCUGCAAUCAAAUAAAAGACACAAACAAAAAUAAACGAUCCAAAGGAAGUAAACUCAAGUUAGCAAAUGGUGAAAAAGAAAGAAAUAGAAAUGAAUCCAUACAUUUACUUAGUUGAUUUCUUCGAUAUGACUUAAGGCAUCGAAGAGGGAGUGUUGUCAAUUCAUUAAAAUAUCCAAACUAUGUUGUUGAGACAUAACAGUGAUUUGAGAAAUUGGUAUAAAAUUUACUCAAACCAUCAUGAAAAUACAAUUGGCGAAGAUGCUUUCUCUAUGGACAUGUUGGCCUUUUGGAAAAUGAUGAAAGAAGCUAAAGUCACAGAUUAAACUGUUACUCUUGCAUCAAUAAAUAGAUUAUUUUAUUAAGGAGUUAAAAAUAGAUACACAAUUAACUCUUAAGAAUAGUAAAUUCAAAAGUAAAUUGAAAUAGCUAAAAAGCUAGGCAGACCUCUAACUUAAGAAGAGUUAAGAGACAUAGUACUCUUAGACUUAAUUAUAAGCAAGACUUCUACUGAGGAUAAAUUAGAUUAUUCAAAAUUGGGAGAGUAAGAAGAAAAGAGUACUUAAGAUGAAAACCAACUUUAUUUGUACUUAGUAGACAUACAUGAUAGCAAGAGAGCUAUUUUAUAUAGACACUUUGUUGAAUUGAUUGUAAGAAUGAGCUACUUAAAAUACGGAGAUAUACAAAAUGUGCAUAGAUCAUUAGAGAAAUUUAUCCAGACCAAAAUAGCUCCUAUAUUUGAAAAUAAAAAGCUGCCAAGCAAGAGCUUCAAUAACUUAGAAGAUACUGAAACAGGAGCCCAAAAGAAAAAAGUUUUAUUAGAGACAUAUCAAGAUAUAUAUAAAAAUAUUUAUAAUAGUCUAGCUUAGGACAAUAAGAAUCCUAAAUAUGGUAUGAUUGAUAAGACAAUCAAGUUCAAGGACAUACUUAAGUACUUACAAGAUUGUGAGUUAGUUCAGAAUGAUUAGGAAAAGAAACUUUUAAUGUAAAUAUUUGAAAAAACUUUUGACCCAACAAGCACUGUUUAGUAUGUUGAUUAGAUGUAAAAAGAGAAAGAAAAGGAAGAUAAAGAAAGAGAAAGAAAGGAAUUAAAAGACAAGAAAAAGAAGGCAGUUAAAUAGUAAGAAUAAAACAAAUAAUAAUUAUUAGCUUAGUAGCUUGCCCAAUCUAAUAACGAAAAAUACGAAAAGCUUAAAGUUACUAGAUAGGCCUUAAUAUAUGAGACUGAAAUGCUUCUUUAUGAAGUUGAAGAACUUAUUUCAGUUUAUCUUCUAAAAAAAGAAAAAGACCUCUCAACUUCAAAAGAUGAUAAUGAUUUAAUAAAGAAAUCUAAGAAAUAUUUCGAUUAGCUCUCAUCUAAAUUAAUUGCAUCUAAAAAGACAUUAUUUGCCCCUUAACCUAAAAAAUAAAGAUUUUGGCCUUACAGCAUAAAAGAUAAAUUGUAAUAAAGUUAAAUAAAUAUUUUGGAUUGUAUUAAUUAAAUUAAUAUUAAUAAAAUAGAAAAGAGUAAUUAGCAUUAGAAAGAGUAAGAAAGGAGGAAGCAGAUAAAGCUAAAAAAUUAAGAGAAGAAGAAAAGAAAAGAGAGACAAGAGAACGUGCAAAAAUGGGCUUAGAAGAUUAUGAUAUAAAUUCUGAUCUAGAAUUCGCAAAUUAAGAAGACGAAGAUGAAUAUGAUGAUUACUGAAAAUUUUUGUUUGAUUUUAUUAUAAAUGUAAUAGUUAAAAUUAUUUGUUUGUUUAUAAAUGUGUAAAUAUUUUAGUGUAUUUAUUUAUUUAUAGUAUUCCUUCCUACACAAAUAUCUCAAUUCAAAAACAAAAUUCCACUUUUAUACCAAAAUAAACAUUUUUAUAUUUUAAAGAACUUUUUUUAAAAGAAUUUUAUAAGAAGGUUAAUUUAAAUUUUUAAUAACUUAAUAGUUCAAUUCAUAUUUUAGAAUUCUUAUUUAUUUACACUUAUUUAUGGGUUACCUACAAAAAAUCUCAACUCUAAAGAUAUUUGACUUUUAAUAUAUCAAUUAAAGAUGUUUUUAUUUUUAUAUUUAGAAGAAAUUUUUAAAAGAACUUUAUCAGAAGAUUAAAUUAAAUUUUUGA